GUUGUUUAAUGGACAAAAGCAGGUUUCAGGGAUGAUAGCUGGGAAAGGGUAUUGCCUUAUUGUGCUCUCACGGACUGCAUAAAUCCUUUCUCCUCUCUUCGCUUCCGUGCAUCGUUUCUUUGACCUCCUGUUCUCGAGGGAUGGAAACAGGACAAGGAAAUGAAGUGGGGAGUGGUAGUGGGAGCAAAGCAAGGUUUAGGAGCAUAUGUGUCUUCUGCGGAAGUAGGUCAGGAAACAGGCCUUCGUUCAGUGAAGCAGCUCUUGAUCUCGGAAAGCAACUGGUGGAGAGGAACAUCAACCUCGUUUAUGGUGGUGGAAGCGUCGGCCUGAUGGGUUUGAUAUCCAAGACGGUCUACGAUGGCGGCUGCCAUGUUCUCGGAAUCAUUCCCACAGAUCUCUUGCCAAACGAGAUAUCAGGGGAAACGAUAGGAGACGUGAUAAAGGUUGCAGAUAUGCACGACAGGAAGUCAGAAAUGGCCAAACAUGCCGAUGCCUUCAUAGCUCUCCCAGGUGGGUAUGGGACAAUGGAGGAGCUGUUGGAGAUGAUAGCUUACUCUCAGCUCGGCAUUCACCACAAACCAGUGGGUUUGCUGAACGUGGACGGGUACUACGACAGCUUGCUCCAUCUCUUCGACACUGGGGUACAUCAAGGCUUCAUCGAGGACUCCGCGAGGCACAUUGUUGUCUCAGCAGAAACUGCAGCGGAGCUCCUGAGGAAGAUGGAGCACUGCUGAUUCGCAUGGGAGAAAGCAAGGAAUGAAUUGUUGUUGCUGUCUUGGCUGUCACUUGCAAGAGUCUGUGCCACUCCAUGACAGGGUUGUGCCAGGCACAGAUGGCAAGUGGACCAGCAAAUAGAUCUCAC
Musa acuminata AAA Group (dessert banana) is the source of this 862-nucleotide messenger RNA. RefSeq names its product probable cytokinin riboside 5'-monophosphate phosphoribohydrolase LOG4. Gene Ontology annotation, biological process: cytokinin biosynthetic process. Gene Ontology annotation, molecular function: hydrolase activity, hydrolyzing N-glycosyl compounds. Lineage: Eukaryota; Viridiplantae; Streptophyta; Magnoliopsida; Zingiberales; Musaceae. Bases 141 to 734 code for a protein of 197 amino acids. Gene Ontology annotation, cellular component: cytosol. The transcript has 7 exons. The record is from RefSeq and is a predicted model, not a curated record.